UGCUCCCAGAUCCGGAAUCUUGAUCUCCGAGUAGCGACACGAGGAGAAGACGAGAAAAACAAGCCACAGAAUGAUGUGUGGCGAAAUAUCAUUACCGAUCAAGCCAUACCUAUGAAUUUACUUGUUCUUCUGCAAGAGCACACAGUCGUCUCGGGCACUGCUUCAUCCAUUCCUCAACAAUGGAGAUCAUUAUCAUUCUCUCCCUCGUGUAUUCCAUUCUUUUUGUUUGCCUUGCAUUUGGCGCGAGAUGCAGCCAUGUUUACAGCCGACACGAUUUCCCAGAGGGAUUCGUCUUUGGAGCCGGAACUUCUGCUUAUCAGUGGGAAGGAGCUGCUAAUGAAGAUGGAAGGACGCCAAGCAUCUGGGACACUUUCUCUCACUCUCAUAACAUGGACGGAAGUGAUGAAGCAUGCGAUGGGUAUCACAAGUACAAGGAGGAUGUACAGCUGAUGGCAGACAUGGGCUUAGACGCUUACAAAUUCUCCAUCUCCUGGUCGAGACUCAUACCCUAUGGAAGAGGACCCGUCAACCCAAAGGCUCUACGGUUCUACAAAAACCUUAUCGACGAACUCGUAAGUCACGGGAUUGAGCCACACGUUACUCUGCACAACUAUGAUCUCCCUCAAGCUCUUGAAGACGAGUACGGAGGAUGGCUGGACCGCAGAAUCAUCAAAGACUUUACGGCAUAUGCAAACGUUUGCUUCUCUGAAUUCGGGAACAAUGUGAAAUUCUGGACGACGAUCAACGAGCCCAAUAUAUUUGUUAUGGGAGGUUAUGACCAGGGACUAGCACCACCUAGUCGUUGUUCAGUCAAUUGCGGCGGAGGAAACUCUUCAACCGAACCAUAUAUCGCAGCUCAUAACAUACUGCUUGCUCACGCCUCUGUUGCCAGCUUGUAUAAGCAAAAGUACAAGGAUCAGCAGCGAGGCUCCGUAGGCAUAAGUGUAUAUGGAUUUGGAAUGCUUCCUUUUACCAACUCCAAGGAUGAUGAAUUAGCCACCAAGAGGGCCCAAAAUUUCCUCUUUGGCUGGAUAAUGCACCCCCUAGUGUAUGGGGACUAUCCAGAUGAAAUGAAGAGAAUCGCCGGUCCAAGGCUGCCAACUUUCUCGGAGGACGAAUCAGAACACGUGAGAGGCUCGUCAGACUUUGUAGGAGUUGUCCACUACACGUCUGUCUACAUUAAGCACGCUGAUAAACACUCUCCUUUCAGCAAUCUCCUAUCAGAGUUUGGUGUAGAUAUUAUCUUCAUUGGGAAUUCUUCCUUGAUGGAGUAUCAGGUCUUCCCAUGGGGUCUGGAAGAAGUACUGGAGUAUCUAAAGCAAACAUACAGCAAUCCUCUCAUCUACAUUCUCGAAAACGGUAAGCCAAUGGAGCACAAAUCUCCACUUCAUGACACGCCAAGGGUGGAAUACAUUUCCAGUUAUAUGGGGGCUGUCCUCAACUCUGUCAGGAACGGAUCGAGAAUCGGAGGAUACUUUGUAUGGUCAUUCAUGGACUUGUUCGAGCUGCUGAGCGGUUUCGAGUACAGCUUCGGGUUGUACCAUGUAAACUUCAGCGACCCGAAUCUGAAGAGAUCUCCCAAGUAUUCGGCUCAUUGGUACUCCUCAUUUCUCAAGGGAAUGACUGUUAGCUCACACAGUCUCAGUAUCACACAGCUUCAUAGAAACUACUCCUCUUCUCUGUAGAGUUGAUAUCGCUUAUCAGGCUCUCUUAGUUCUCUUCCUAUAACAGUUACAUGAUAUGUAUAUGGAAUUUUGUUCCAACCUCUUAACAAGUAAAAGUCCCAUAGUUUACAUCGCA
Messenger RNA from Tarenaya hassleriana, 1800 nucleotides. Its product is annotated as beta-glucosidase 3-like. Bases 180 to 1685 code for a protein of 501 amino acids. The record is from RefSeq and is a predicted model, not a curated record. Gene Ontology annotation, molecular function: beta-glucosidase activity. Gene Ontology annotation, biological process: carbohydrate metabolic process. Lineage: Eukaryota; Viridiplantae; Streptophyta; Magnoliopsida; Brassicales; Cleomaceae. The transcript is spliced from 13 exons.